Messenger RNA from Gorilla gorilla gorilla (western lowland gorilla), 7519 nucleotides. It is a transcript of the gene FNDC3B, whose product is annotated as fibronectin type III domain containing 3B. Gene Ontology annotation, molecular function: protein binding. NCBI's taxonomy places the organism in Eukaryota, Metazoa, Chordata, Mammalia, Primates, Hominidae. The transcript is spliced from 29 exons. Bases 684 to 4298 code for a protein of 1204 amino acids. The record is from RefSeq and is a predicted model, not a curated record.
CCGCCUCUCCGCGCCGGCGGGGGCGGUCGGGGGCCUCGAACCCGGGGAUGCUCGCGGGGAGGGUCCCGAGCCCGCGCCGGCCUGGCCCCCCCGUCCCCGGCUGGGCCUCUCCGGGACACUCCCCGCCCCGCUGCUGGCCACCUCCGAGCACGCCACGUCCUCCUCCCCGUCCUGCCCCCCGGGCUCCCCCCGGGCUGGGGGCGGUAACCGGCGGCCGCGGCCGGACUUGGCGAGCCGGCGGCUGGAAGCUCGGGCGGGGGAGCGGGGCGCGGCGGGAAGGAGCGGGCGACCCGGUGUGUGGGCCAGCGGAGCUCCGAUGGAGUUUGGCCUUGGUGGGAUUGUGUGUUGGGAGCUGCAGUCCCAGAUGCUUCUGCUAGUUUAAUAGAAGAGAUCAGGAAGAACAAACUGGCAAGUGAAUUGGACAGAUACAGACCCAAAAGACUUCAGAUAAUUGGAAAGAAAUUUUGCAACCAGGGCAUUUCUGCCAUCAAAACAGAGAGACAGAGUCUUGCUUUGUCACUCAGGCUGGGGUACAGUGGCAUGAUCCUAGCUCACUGCAACCUUGAACUCCUGGGCUCAAGUGAUCCUUCUGCCUCAGCCUCCCAAGUAGCUACAACUAGCACAAAACUUAUUGACAUGAGCCUGGAAUUUUGAAGAAGCCAGUUGAGGGAAGUUCUCCAUGAAUGUACGUCACAAUGAUGAUGACCGACCAAAUCCCUCUGGAACUGCCACCAUUGCUGAACGGAGAGGUAGCCAUGAUGCCCCACUUGGUGAAUGGAGAUGCAGCUCAGCAGGUUAUUCUCGUUCAAGUUAAUCCAGGUGAGACUUUCACAAUAAGAGCAGAGGAUGGAACACUUCAGUGCAUUCAAGGACCUGCUGAAGUUCCCAUGAUGUCACCCAAUGGAUCCAUUCCUCCCAUUCAUGUGCCUCCAGGUUAUAUCUCACAGGUGAUUGAAGAUAGUACUGGAGUCCGCCGGGUGGUGGUCACACCCCAGUCUCCUGAGUGUUAUCCCCCAAGCUACCCCUCAGCCAUGUCUCCAACCCAUCAUCUCCCUCCCUAUCUGACUCACCAUCCACAUUUUAUUCAUAACUCACACACGGCUUACUACCCACCUGUUACCGGACCUGGAGAUAUGCCGCCUCAGUUUUUUCCCCAGCAUCAUCUUCCCCACACAAUAUAUGGUGAGCAAGAAAUUAUACCAUUUUAUGGAAUGUCAAGCUACAUCACCCGAGAAGACCAGUACAGCAAGCCUCCGCACAAAAAACUGAAAGACCGCCAGAUCGAUCGCCAGAACCGCCUCAACAGCCCUCCUUCUUCUAUCUACAAAAGCAGCUGCACAACAGUAUACAAUGGCUAUGGGAAGGGCCACAGUGGUGGAAGUGGCGGAGGCGGCAGCGGUGGUGGUCCCGGAAUUAAGAAAACAGAGCGACGAGCAAGAAGCAGCCCGAAGUCGAAUGAUUCAGACUUGCAAGAAUAUGAGUUGGAAGUAAAGAGGGUGCAAGACAUUCUUUCGGGAAUAGAGAAACCACAGGUUUCUAAUAUUCAGGCAAGAGCAGUUGUGUUGUCCUGGGCUCCCCCUGUUGGACUUUCCUGUGGACCCCACAGUGGUCUUUCCUUCCCCUACAGUUACGAGGUGGCCUUAUCAGACAAAGGACGAGAUGGAAAAUACAAGAUAAUUUACAGUGGAGAAGAAUUAGAAUGUAACCUGAAAGAUCUUAGACCAGCAACAGAUUAUCAUGUGAGGGUGUAUGCCAUGUACAAUUCCGUAAAGGGAUCCUGCUCCGAGCCUGUUAGCUUCACCACCCACAGCUGUGCACCCGAGUGUCCUUUCCCCCCUAAGCUGGCACAUAGGAGCAAAAGUUCACUAACCCUGCAGUGGAAGGCACCAAUUGACAAUGGUUCAAAAAUCACCAACUACCUUUUAGAGUGGGAUGAGGGAAAAAGAAAUAGUGGUUUCAGACAGUGCUUCUUCGGGAGCCAGAAGCACUGCAAGUUGACAAAGCUUUGUCCGGCAAUGGGGUACACAUUCAGGCUGGCUGCUCGAAACGACAUUGGCACCAGUGGUUAUAGCCAAGAGGUGGUGUGCUACACAUUAGGAAAUAUCCCUCAGAUGCCUUCUGCACCAAGGCUGGUUCGAGCUGGCAUCACAUGGGUCACGUUGCAGUGGAGUAAGCCAGAAGGCUGUUCACCCGAGGAAGUGAUCACCUACACCUUGGAAAUUCAGGAGGAUGAAAAUGAUAACCUUUUCCACCCAAAAUACACUGGAGAGGAUUUAACCUGUACUGUGAAAAAUCUCAAAAGAAGCACACAGUAUAAAUUCAGGCUGACUGCUUCUAAUACGGAAGGAAAAAGCUGUCCAAGCGAAGUUCUUGUUUGUACGACGAGUCCUGACAGGCCUGGACCUCCUACCAGACCGCUUGUCAAAGGCCCAGUUACAUCUCAUGGCUUUAGUGUCAAAUGGGAUCCCCCUAAGGACAAUGGUGGUUCAGAAAUCCUCAAGUACUUGCUAGAGAUUACUGAUGGAAAUUCUGAAGCGAAUCAGUGGGAAGUGGCCUACAGUGGGUCGGCUACCGAAUACACCUUCACCCACUUGAAACCAGGCACUUUGUACAAACUCCGAGCAUGCUGCAUCAGUACCGGCGGACACAGCCAGUGUUCUGAAAGUCUCCCUGUUCGCACACUAAGCAUUGCACCAGGUCAAUGUCGACCACCGAGGGUUUUGGGUAGACCAAAGCACAAAGAAGUCCACUUAGAGUGGGAUGUUCCUGCAUCGGAAAGUGGCUGUGAGGUCUCAGAGUACAGCGUGGAGAUGACGGAGCCCGAAGACGUAGCCUCGGAAGUGUAUCAUGGCCCAGAGCUGGAGUGCACCGUCGGCAACCUGCUUCCUGGAACCGUGUAUCGCUUCCGGGUGAGGGCUCUGAAUGAUGGAGGGUAUGGUCCCUAUUCUGAUGUCUCAGAAAUUACCACUGCUGCAGGGCCUCCUGGACAAUGCAAAGCACCUUGUAUUUCUUGUACACCUGAUGGAUGUGUCUUAGUGGGUUGGGAGAGUCCUGAUAGUUCUGGUGCUGACAUCUCAGAGUACAGGUUGGAAUGGGGAGAAGAUGAAGAAUCCUUAGAACUCAUUUAUCAUGGGACAGACACCCGUUUUGAAAUAAGAGACCUGUUGCCUGCUGCACAAUAUUGCUGUAGACUACAGGCCUUCAAUCAAGCAGGGGCAGGGCCGUACAGUGAACUUGUCCUUUGCCAGACGCCAGCGUCUGCCCCUGACCCCGUCUCCACUCUCUGUGUCCUGGAGGAAGAGCCCCUUGAUGCCUACCCUGAUUCACCUUCUGCGUGCCUUGUACUGAACUGGGAAGAGCCGUGCAAUAACGGAUCUGAAAUCCUUGCUUACACCAUUGAUCUAGGAGACACUAGCAUUACCGUGGGCAACACCACCAUGCAUGUUAUGAAAGAUCUCCUUCCAGAAACCACCUACCGGAUCAGAAUUCAGGCUAUAAAUGAAAUUGGAGCUGGACCAUUUAGUCAGUUCAUUAAAGCAAAAACUCGGCCAUUACCACCCUUGCCUCCUAGGCUAGAAUGUGCUGCUGCUGGUCCUCAGAGCCUGAAGCUAAAAUGGGGAGACAGUAACUCCAAGACACAUGCUGCUGACGACAUGGUGUACACACUACAGCUGGAGGACAGAAACAAGAGGUUUAUUUCAAUCUACAGAGGACCCAGCCACACCUACAAGGUCCAGAGACUGACGGAAUUCACAUGCUACUCCUUCAGAAUCCAGGCAGCAAGCGAGGCUGGAGAAGGGCCCUUCUCAGAAACCUAUACCUUCAGCACAACCAAAAGUGUCCCCCCAACCAUCAAAGCACCUCGAGUAACACAGUUAGAAGGAAAUUCAUGUGAAAUUUUAUGGGAGACGGUACCAUCAAUGAAAGGUGACCCUGUUAACUACAUUCUGCAGGUAUUGGUUGGAAGAGAAUCUGAAUACAAACAGGUGUACAAGGGAGAAGAAGCCACAUUCCAAAUCUCAGGCCUCCAGACCAACACAGACUACAGGUUCCGCGUAUGUGCGUGUCGUCGCUGUUUAGACACCUCUCAGGAGCUAAGCGGAGCCUUCAGCCCCUCUGCGGCUUUUGUAUUACAACGAAGUGAGGUCAUGCUUACAGGGGACAUGGGGAGCUUAGAUGAUCCCAAAAUGAAGAGCAUGAUGCCUACUGAUGAACAGUUUGCAGCCAUCAUUGUGCUUGGCUUUGCAACUUUGUCCAUUUUAUUUGCCUUUAUAUUACAGUACUUCUUAAUGAAGUAAACCCAACAAAAUUAGAGGUAUGAAUUAAUGCUACACAUUUUAAUACACACAUUUAUUCAGAUACUCCCCUUUUUAAAGCCCUUUUGUUUUUUGAUUUAUAUACUCUGUUUUACAGAUUUAGCUAGAAAAAAAAUGUCAGUGUUUUGGUGCACCUUUUUGAAAUGCAAAACUAGGAAAAGGUUAAACUGGAUUUUUUUUUAAAAAAAAAGAAAAAAAAAGAAGAAAAGCAUACCAGAUACCAAAAGCUAGCUUUCUUAUGUUUUCCUUUAAAUUUUCAGAUUUACCUUCAUUCUGUUUUCACUGAUGUCUUUUGCAAGCCUUUGAUUUUUUUUUUUGUUACAGUUUAAUAAUUUAUAUUCACCAGUCACUUCUUAUGUCUUGAACAUCUGUAUCUGUAAACAUGAAUCACCGUGUGUGUACUUACAGGGCUAGGAUUUCAGUGUUGUCAGAGUAUUACCACACAGCAACAGCAACAUACAGAAGAUAUGUUCACUCAGAUAAGACUGCCCUAAACAACCAUUUUGUCACUCAGUUAUUUAACUGUGUUUAGCUCAUUUAAAUCAAAAUGUGUACUUUAAUCUAAAAUGUUUUAAUAAUCUGUAUUUCUUAUAAUUUUAACACUAUGAGCUGCCUGUAUAAGAAAUCAAGUAACCAGAAUGCACCUAUAAAUUAUGGAGCAUUGUAGAUUUUACCACAUCAAUUCAUAGCAGUAACUUUAAGAGGGCAUUGUGCAAUAGUUAGUUGUUUUCUUGUUCAGCUAUUUUAAAGGCUGCUUUAACUUGUUUGUUUGUCUUUGUAUAUAACUACUUCUAAUCUAAUCACUAGAGUUAUUAUAUUCUGUUAUGUUUGACCAGAAUUAUAUGACAAGAACUGGUGACAGUUUAGUGCCUCUGCCCAUUGUCCAUGAUUUACACUAAUUGUGAGCAGUCUUCUUAUGUGUCAGCUCAUUAUUUUUGAAACAUUUGCCUUUAGGCUGUUCUUUGAGGUAUCAAUGAAGUGAUUGAAUUUCAAUACCUUAAUUCAGUGCACAUAAUACUAAUGUAACAGCAGAUGAAAAUUGAUAAAACCCAAAAGAGAGUCAUCUAAAUUUGUAGUUCCUAUUUCUGUGGGUUUGCCUGGCCAUGGUUGGAGAGGGAAUGGUGUUUGAUGGUAAACACAGGGUGUUUGGGGAUCAAGGAGCCUAGAUUCUCUCCCUGGAUCUGUCACUAACUUGCUGCGUGACCUGAACACGUCACUUUACCUCUCUGUGCCUCAGUUUUCCCAUGCAUGAAAAAUAAAAUAAAAUAAAAUGGGGAUUCUAAUGUUUGUAAGUGCUUUGAGAUCUUUGACCAACAGGUGCUAUUGGAGUGCAAAGUGUUACUCUUACGUGUUUAUUUUGAGUCAUGAAAUAAUCAAUUUUAACCCAAAGUCAUUGGAUUAUUUAUAUGAAGUCCAUAAUGUUCGAGUACCUCAGGGACAUUUAAGAGUUGGAGGUGCAAAUAUAUUCCAAAAGGGUGCAACAGACACAGUGUAUCCCCCUGCUUCUGUUUUUGUAUAUUUUUGCUACUUGGUUUUUCUUGAUCAUAGCUAUUUUGUGCUUGAUCUUUAUUGUCUAAGAUGCAGUAUCCUGUACUAGCUUAUAAUAUUCCCAUACCAAAGUCAUGGGGAAACAAACAUUAUUUUGUUUUUGGUUUAUUUAUACUAUAUUCUGCAUACAGUACUUUAAAUGCCAAUUACAGUGCAAUCUUUAUUUAUUGUAAAAUUUUUUAAAUGUACUUAUGUACUAAUUUUCCCUUGUAGCAUGUUAUAUUUUUGUGUUUUAUACUUUUGUAAUUUUAGGUCAGUCUUGUUCCUUGGCAACAUCUGUAGUAUUAUUAAUCUUCUGACAUUUUCUUAUGUUUUUAAAAAGAUAAGAGCAUCUAGUGCAUUAAAUGCCAAAAAAAAAUACAUUAUCAGUGAUUGAAACGUUUACAUGUACCCAAAAACCGUAAUCAUCUCUUGGAAGAAAAUGCUGAGAUCAAUGAAUUAUUCUGUGUGCCUAUAUUGAUGUAGUGAGUACUAGAGAGUUCUGUAUUUUAUUAUUGACUAUAAUAAUUAGUUUAAUUAGCUUUGCAAACUGAUGGCAUCAAGGUAAAUAUAUUUUUGCCAAAGUUCUGUCCUUCCAAAACUCACCCCCUUAUUUAAAUGUGUGCUAUGACCCACUAUGACACAGCAUCUGCAUUUUCUAAAAAAUUCCAUGCAGGUGUUUUGGGGAGAGGUAUUUUUUAAGCAAUGAAAAUUCAACUGAGUACAAAGCCCCCUCUGGGGGGGUUGGGGAAGUCUCUUUUUUGAAACACUUCAGAACUGCUGCUAUAAAGAAAUUCUCUAAUUGGUUGAAUUUUUUUUAAGUAAAUAGUACUUUAGGCCAAAAUUUAUAUGAAUAUUUGAUCUUCUUGAGAUUUUCAUACUAUCAUUUAACCACCAGGAAGCUGAAGUGUGUGAAGUACAAAGCUGACAGCACUUUAUUUUAUUGCUCUCCAUUAUUUGGUAUUCAUUAUAUUCCUUCAGUCAGAAAAUUAUUACUCUCUAUGGCACUGUUUUCUAUCACAAAUAUGUAUAUGUGAUAUUGAUAUAUAACUAUAUAUAUUGCCAUUACACACGAACAAUAAAAUAAAGUGUUAUAUUAACCUGAUCUCUUUGCCCUUUUGCUAUGUGAGGAGUGAAUGAGUGGCCUUCUGAUGCUCUGACUCUUCUCUGUAUGUCAAACUCAUCCCUGGCACAAGAAAUUCCAGUCAUGUGAAGCAAACUGCCCUUUGUCCUCAAAGAAAUUGUUGAAAAAGAAAACUUUUUAAAGAGAUUUUUUGCAUAUUCUCUGCCUUGUUCUUAUCAACUUGAAAUGUUGGCAUUUUCUAACCUUGUUUUGUUGGCUACAAUAAUUCAGUAUUCAUGUCAAAAUUGAGAAGUGCCCUAAUUGAAUGUGUUUGAAUGUUAUCCUUGCACAAUUCUUUAAAUUGAAAGAUAAAAUGUUUUACCUCACUGUUGGACAUACAUUCCAAGCUUUUCAACUCUAGGAGAAAAAGAAAAUCAUGUUUUCCUGUAUUGUAAAUUUUAGACUAUUUCAUAUACAUUGUAUUAAAACUGCCAUAUCAAUUUUAAUGUAUAGAUUUUGCAAAUACUAUGCUAUAUGUAAUACCUAACUGUAUCUGUAGUGUAUAUGUAAUAUAUUUAUGCCCAAUAAAUGUUUUAAUUCUUUCUGACUUAAA